Molecule: messenger RNA, 636 nt
Organism: Chanos chanos (milkfish)
Lineage: Eukaryota; Metazoa; Chordata; Actinopteri; Gonorynchiformes; Chanidae
Gene: pgrmc1
Product: progesterone receptor membrane component 1
Exons: 3
Coding region: 36-575 (179 amino acids)
Cellular component (GO): endomembrane system; endoplasmic reticulum; membrane
Source: RefSeq, a predicted model, not a curated record
UCGACUCAUGUUCGCACGCACUAGUAGAAACAAAAAUGGCUGAAGAGGAGGUUGUGCAAACUUCUGGCAUUUUGCAAGAAAUUUUUACUUCGCCCUUAAAUUUGAGUUUACUGGGCCUUUGUUUAUUUCUGUUGUACAAAAUCUUUCGCGGAGACAACCCCGUGGAUGUGGGCGAGAUCGAAGAGCCGUUGCCGAAACUAAAGAAAAGAGAUUUUACUUUGGCAGAGCUGAAGGAGUACGAUGGAUUGACAAAUCCAAGAAUUCUCAUGGCUGUCAACGGCAAAGUGUUUGAUGUAACCAGAGGAAAGAAAUUCUAUGGCCCAGAGGGUCCGUACGGGGUGUUUGCGGGAAGGGACGCCUCCCGAGGUCUGGCCACGUUCUGCCUGGAGAAGGAGGCGCUCAAGGACACGCACGACGACCUGUCGGACCUUAACUCCAUGCAGCAGGAGAGCCUGAGCGAGUGGGAGACCCAGUUCACCCAGAAGUACGACUACGUCGGAAAACUCCUGAAACCCGGAGAGGAACCCACGGAAUACACGGACGACGAGGAAGUCAAGGACAAAAAGAAGGAGUAGAGCGUUCAAGGCUGUGUGUGUGUGUGUGUGUGUGUGAGAGAGAGAGACAGAGAGAGAGAGA